AUGGCAGCGUCAUUGCCAUAUCACGAACCCGGCAUCGAGGGCAUCUUGAUCUUAUCCUCAUUCCUCCUCGCCCUUAAUAUAAUCAACUCUGUCCUCGACAGGACCCUAUAUUGCGGCCUUGUCGGUCAGGUUUUCAUCGGCAUUGCCUGGGGCACCCCGGGUGGUAAAUGGCUUUCCGAUUCACUUGAGGACUCGAUCGUGCAGCUGGGGUAUUUGGGAUUGAUGAUGAUCGUAUUUGAAGGUGGACUAUCGUCAUCAAUAGCCACGAUGAAGGCGAACUUGUUGCUUUCCGUCUGCGUGGCCGUUACGGGCGUCUCAGUGCCCAUGGGCUUGUCGUUCUUCCUGGCACCAAUGGUGGGAGCGAGCCCUAUCCAGUGCUUCGCCGCCGGCGCGGCGCUGUGCUCCACAAGCCUGGGGACGACUUUCACCGUGCUGAGCACCAGCGGCUUGGUGUCGACACGGCUGGGUAGUGUGCUCAGCACCGCUGCCAUGAUGGAUGAUGUGGUUGGGCUGGUCAUGGUACAGAUUGUGUCCGGCCUGGGCAGCAGAAACACUCAGAUCUCUCCUGUCGCUGUGAUCAGGCCUAUUCUUGUCUCACUCGCAUUCGCGGUCGUGGUUCCAUUAGCUUGUCGCUAUAUUUUAAGACCUCUAAUGACGGUUUUGGACAGAAUCAGAGGAGAGCAUGUAGGUUCGGAAGUUGUCAUGAUGUCAAGGACCAAGCAGACCGUCUUUGUUGUUCAGACUGCACUCCUAUUGGCACUUGUGACGGGCGCGAGCUAUGCCGGCGCAUCUGUUCUUCUAGCCGCGUAUUUGGCCGGCAUUAUUGGGGCCUACUGGGAGGAUAAGACGAUCAAAGAGCAACAAACCGGGUCGGCAGCCCAAUCUUCAAUUGCGUCACAAAAUGGUAGAUAUCCUGAAAAUGUCCCUUUACCGGCCGCGUCCAAAGAGAGCACUAAUACCGGCCCAGUGCCUGCAGAUGCAGGCGUUCGAGCAACCCCUGAUAUCGCACGAACUUCGCCGUCAGAAAUGUACGAACACUAUUAUGUGCAACCUAUCGAACGAGUUCUCAAGCCGUUUUUCUUCUUCCUGGCUGACCAUCCACGGGCCUCUAUCGGUUUCUCCAUACCAAUAAGCAAGAUGUUCUCCGGCGCCAUCGUCUGGCGCGGAAUAAUCUACACCAUCCUUAUGCUCAUCGGGAAAGCUCUCUGUGGCGUAUGGCUGAUCGGGUUCUCGGUGCCGCUGAGGGACAAGAUUAUCGACGCGGGUAACUCGACCACAUCUGGGGUCGGUGCCCUGCUGCGCAAGCUUUCACUCGGGAGGCUGGUCCACCAGCACAAGAGGGAGCAAGAGAAGACCGGUAGCACAGGCGCAGGUUCUCGGAACCAGGGCGUACCCCUUCGAGAACCGCAAAUGUCGACCACCUCACCACACCCUGUGGUCGAGAAAGGCAAAAGUCCGGAAAAGCCGCUGUCGCUCUAUCCUGCCGGCAUCAUGGCGUUCGCCAUGAUCGCCCGUGGCGAGAUUGGUUUCCUGAUCUCUUCGGUCGCUGAAAGCAACGGCAUAUUCUCUGGCUCCUCGGCUUCAGCCCCGCCAGAUGAGGCAUCUGAGAUAUUCCUCAUCGUCACGUGGGCCAUCGUGUUGUGUACUGUCAUCGGCCCCUUCUGCGUUGGCUUGCUCGUCCGGAGGGUGAAGAAGCUGGAGGCCAAAAGCGCUGCCGCUCCGGUUGAAGGUGCGAAAAGGGAUGUUCUGGGCGUCUGGGGUGUCUCAUAG
Messenger RNA from Truncatella angustata, 1770 nucleotides. Its product is annotated as Sodium/hydrogen exchanger family-domain-containing protein. Gene Ontology annotation, cellular component: membrane. Gene Ontology annotation, biological process: proton transmembrane transport. Gene Ontology annotation, molecular function: antiporter activity. The coding region runs from base 1 to 1770 and encodes 589 amino acids. Lineage: Eukaryota; Fungi; Ascomycota; Sordariomycetes; Amphisphaeriales; Sporocadaceae. The transcript has 4 exons. The record is from RefSeq and is a predicted model, not a curated record.